Tyto alba (common barn owl) is the source of this 9091-nucleotide messenger RNA. It is a transcript of the gene SPEF2, whose product is annotated as sperm flagellar 2. The record is from RefSeq and is a predicted model, not a curated record. The coding region runs from base 108 to 6470 and encodes 2120 amino acids. The transcript has 33 exons. NCBI's taxonomy places the organism in Eukaryota, Metazoa, Chordata, Aves, Strigiformes, Tytonidae. Gene Ontology annotation, biological process: sperm axoneme assembly. Gene Ontology annotation, cellular component: sperm midpiece; manchette. Gene Ontology annotation, molecular function: protein dimerization activity.
UGGCAUCGGGAGGGGACGACUGCCCCACCCCAUCCCCCAGCCGCGCAUGCCCCGUCGCCGUGGCAACAGGACGCAGCGUCUGGCGGGCGGGAGGGCUGACGCCGGUCAUGUCGGAGAUUUUGUGCGAGUGGCUGAACGCGGAGGUGAAGCUAUCCCGGAGCGUGGUUCCAGGAUCGUUUUCAGAAGAAUUUUCGACUGGCUACCUCCUAGGAGAACUUUUACACAAAUACGGUCUUCAGGAUGACUUUAAUCAAUUUUCACAGAGCAGGGCUGCAAAUGCAAAACUUAACAAUUUUUUUCGCCUUGAGCCCACACUUCACCUCCUUGGUGUACAAUUUAAUGAGAAUGUGGCCCAAGACAUCAUGGCAGGACAGCAUGGGGCUGCAACAAAGCUUUUAUAUGAAUUGUAUAUUGCUUUAGAAAAAAAGAAAAAGGCAAAGCUCACUGGAGUAGCCAUGGAAGCAAUGAGACCUGCAGCAACUGCAAAACUUAAGUCUAUUGAGAGCGCUUUGUAUCGAGAGCGUUUGAAAACUCUAACACCACGUCAGAUUGAUUUGCAACUACAGCAGAUUUCAGAGCAUUUUGAAAUAAAAUCUAAGGAAAUAGAAGAUAAAAUAGCUCGUAUACAUAUUGCAGAACAACAGGAAGUUCAGAAGUUCCAAGAGGAACACAGAGCCCAAGAUAUUGAAAAGCAUUGCACAGGAAGAAGGAGACAAAAAGAAAUAAUGGCCAGGAUUCAAGCAGCUGUUAUACAGAUUCCAAAACUACCACCAAGCCACACCAUAAAAGGUAUCGAAGCCAAAAAAUUAUUAAAGAAGAGAAGAGAAGCAGAGAACACAUACAAGGAGAUUAAAAAGUUUGAGAAGUCUAUGGCGGGAAAUGCCUCUGCAGUACACAGACAAGUCACUGGCAGCGAUAUACAAGAAUCAUUAGAAACACAGAAGCUGCAAGAAACUGCUCUAGAAACUACAGCACAAACAACAACCGAGCUGUUAAAUAUUUAUUCAGAUGAGUAUAUAAGGAAAAUUCAAAAACGCUUAGAGGAAGAUAAGUUUGCUAGAGAACAACGAGAAAAGAGACGACGAAAAAUGCUAAUGGAACAGUUAAUAGCACAUGAAGCUGAAGAGGAGGCUUACCAGGAAGAGCAACUUAUUUGCAGACUAAUGAGACAAUCUCAGCAGGAGCGGAGGAUUGCUGUUCAACUCAUGCAUGUUCGACAUGAAAAAGAAGUGUUAAGGCAAAACAGAAUUUUCAGGGAAAAACAAUAUGAAGAAAGACGACUGAAAGAAUUCCAGGAAGCUCUUGAUAGAGAAGCGGCUCUUGCAAAACAAGAAAAAAUUGAUUAUGAAGAACAAAUUACCAAAGAAAGAGAACGUCAUGAGAAAAUUGCCAUUGAAAGAGCUCAGGCACGCUAUAAAAAGCAUUUUUCUAUAUGUUCAGAAGUGAUUGACCAAAUCAUUGAUUUGUCCACAAAAGUAGGAGAAUAUCGUCUACUGACAAACAACAGAAUUCCAUUAAAACUGAUGCUUGAUUGGAAGGAAUUUUUUUUUAAUGGAAAACCAUUGUAUGAACAAGCCUCAAUUCAACCUUUGCCAAAUGAACUGAGCCCAGAACAGCUUGUAGAGCUGAAUAAAAUUAAUCUGUUAGAUGAAAAAGAUUAUGGUGAAUACAAGAGUAUGACAGGGGAAUGGUGCCCAACUGAAGAUAACAAUGAAAUCAAACCUCCUCUUAAUAAUAACAUAUUGGGUCAUGUGCUUCGUAGACUGAUGGAGAUUUUCUAUCCUCCAAAACCCAAAUCUGCACCACCUGUAUUUCCUCCGUUUCCUGUCAAGGGAUGUAUUUUGGGAAAACUUUUUAGUGGAAAAACGACCUGUGUAAAGUUUAUUGAAAAAGUUUGCAAUAUUCAGGUACUAUGUGUUGAUACUCUAGUUGAGGAGGCUAUCCAAGCUUUUCUUAAAAAUGAAAUGAAAAGUGAACACAAUGUGAUUCCACAAGAAGCAGAGAGUUCUGGGGAACAAAAUGAGGUCCAGAAAAACUUACCAAAAUCACCACUGGAAGUUCUAAAGAAACUCCAAACAGAACCACCUAACAAUGGAACCAAAGGCAAUUGUCCUGUCAAAAAGGAUCCAUCUGGGCAUGAAUUUAAAUCAGAUAACAGUCAGGAUGGCCUAUGCAAGCUAUCUGUACGAGCCCAGCUUGGUGCCGCAUCACAGAAAUUGUUGAAGAAAGGAAAAAGCAUUCCAGAUGAAUUACUAAUUGACAUCCUAUUGGAAGCCAUUAAACAUACACCACCAGAGAAGGGGUGGAUUGUGGAUGGCUUUCCAAUGACAGUUGAUCAGGCAAAGCUAUUUGAAAAAGCCUAUACAGGGAUUGAUCCAGAAGCAAAAGAUGCAAGUUCUGGAAAGCUGUCACUUGUUACAGAUCCCAGAGCCCCGAACAAGCCUCCUGUUACCUCACAUGCAUUUGAUAUUUCUGUGUUAUUGGAUAUUUCAGACACUGUGGUACUGAAACGUGUGGCUAACUUGAAGCGUUUCCACACAGCAGAUAAAUCAAAGUCAUCUCAAACUGAACAGAACAACAAUCAAAAUUCAGAUGCUGAAAUCAUAGAAGAGAAAACUGACUUAGCCAGAGACCAUGUUCUACAUAGAAUUUCAGGCUUUCUAGACACAUGGCCAAAAUUAGAGAAAUGGUUUUCAGUCCAUCAAAAUAUUCUAGUGAAAGUCAAUGCAGAGACAGAAGAAAGUCUCAUGUGUGAAACAGUGAAGGAAAUUAUAAUGGAAGAAAUUGCCAAAAAACAGACUAGAAGGUCUGCUCAAGAAAUAUCAGCAGAAAAAAACCUUUUACCAGUUACAAGUCAAGAUCCGUUUCCUCCUGUUCCUGUGGCACCACCACCAAUUGAACCAGGAUCAGAUGAAUGGAUUUAUGUGGAUGAACCACUUCCCAAGGAGAUACCUGGUUUUUUAGUACCUUACUGGGAAAUGGUAGAAAAUGCAUACAUGAAUACCAUCAAAACUAUACUUAGAUGUCUAAGGGAUGAACAGCACACUGUGAUUGACUACUUAGCAGACAUUAGAAAAAAAUUCCAAGGUUACUUGAAGCGUCCAGAUCUUAAGCAGGAAUUUGUAUCUCAGUGGCAAUCAGAUUUCAAUUCAAUUGCUGAUGACCUGCGAGAAGAUGAGGAAACAAAAGCAGAACUACACCAAAGAGUUACUGACCUAAGAGAUCUUCUCUGGGAUAUCUGUGAUAACAGAAGGGAAGAAGCAGAGCAGGAACGUACUGAUAUCAUGAAUGAUGGCUGGUUACCAGAUCAUAGUGGGAUAGCAAUGAACCAUUUCUUUUCACUUAUGCAGGUUGAACUGGAUCGUUUCCAAGAUACAAAGAGACUUCUUCAUGAUUAUUAUAGGGCAAUGGAAGGAAAAAUACCAACAGAUGAUGGUCAAGAUUUUACUAGAAUCCCAUUGCUAGAUAUUGCUGCUGUAGAGCAGAAAGAAGAUGAAAAUAAAUCAAGAAGGAUUCCUCUAGUUUCUUGGAACCCUCCACCAGAAAUAAAUACUAACAAGUCAAAAAGCAAAGGAACUCCACAGAAGAGUGCUAAGGAUGAGAAUUCUGAAAAUGGAGUGGCCACUUUUGGGAAAGAUGAAAGUCUUAUUACUGAUAUAUAUCAAACAGCAGUGACAGCAGUAUCAAAUAUGGUAACAGCUGAAAUAGAAUCUAAAGAAAUGGAGGAAGAAAAUGAACGUCAGCAGCUAGAACUGAAAGAAGAUAUGAAAUCUUCACAGACGUUGUCAGGCAAAGCUACUGGGAAAGAUGCCAAAGAUGCCAAAAAGCUUUCUCCCAGAUCAGCUACGAAGAAGAAAGGACUGCCUUCUACUGCAUCUAUGGUUGAAGUCAAUCCAGUUCCUAUGACACCAGAAGAAUUAAAGAAACAAGAGCUGACACUUAAAAUAAAGCAAGAAUAUUUCAGUGCCUUGAAACAUGAAGAGGUAGCUGCAAAAUCUCGACUAGAACUUAUAAAAGAAAAAGCUUUAGCAUUUGUUGAAGAGCUAACAAUGAAAGCAGAAGAGGUGUAUAAAGAUAUGGAAAAGUGGCUUGGAUCCAGGUUCUUGGCAGAAAUGUCCAGUGUUGAAAAGCUGAUUGAGGUUGCACGACAUCAUAUUGAGAGUUCUAUCAAAAUCCAAUACGAAAUUACUUUAGAAGAAACAGAUUUCUUCAUCAGCAGUGAUGUAAAAGUGUUUCCUAAUCCUGUUCCUUCACCACAUGUUCCACACAUAGAGACCUCUGGAAAUGGUACUCUAACUAUUUCACAACUUACUAUGCUUCAUAAACAGUUUCUACAAGUGGCACCUAAAGCUCUAAGAGCACUGAAGCAAUUUAAAAGCAAGAGUAAUUCUUCUAGCAAGAGAGAAGGUGGUGACAGAGAGAAAGACAAGAAAGAUUUGGAACAUCAGAGAACAAAGAGGAAUCGACAGUUUCCAAAAAUAUGGCUAACAAAAUACUCCUGGUUAAAAUACGAUGAGGAAAGGGGAAUAAUGUUUUGUGCACCAUGUCGUAAGCAUAAUGUGGAUUUGGGGGAAAACAUUCAUAAUUUUUGUUCUGGCACUGAUGAUUUCAAACUUGAAUUUAUAAAUACACACCAAAGUAGUGAAGCUCAUGCCUGGGCUACCUGUAUGGAAGCUGCCAGUAGUGCUUCACCAGAUACAGGUUCUGCUGAGCAGAUAUGGAAGAGCAUGAACUCCAUAACAUUAGGUAGAGUAGAAAAUAUUUUUAGAACAUGCCAUGCUAUUGCUAAAUCUGGUCGUCCCUUUACAGACCUUGACUGGAUGUGCAAACUAGAUGAUAUGAAAGGAGUGGAUAUUGGUUCUGUAUUUAGAAAUGACAAGUCAGCAAGAAUGUUUAUACAUUUUAUUGCAGAUGUAGAAAGAAGAGCUUUGAAAGAGAAGCUGGAGAAGUGUAAAUUCUUUUCUGUUAUUAGUGAUGGAUUUACAGACAGUAUACUCAAAACAGCUGCAGUUGUCUAUGUAUGCUUUGCAAAUGAAGGAAAAGUCCAUUGCCAGAUUGUUGGGGUUCAACCUGUUCACAGAACUGAUGCUUCAAGUAUGAAAAAUGCAAUUGAGGAAACAUUACAAAUAAAUCUUCAGCUUAGUCUGACAAGCCAAGAUUGGUCAAGAAAAUUAGUUGGGUUUGGGAGUGAUGGAACAGCUGUCAUGGUAGGAGAAAACAGUGGGGUAGCUAAACUUCUGAGGGAAAUUCAGCCUUGUGUACAGUCUGUGCAUUGUUUUGCUCACCGCCUAAAGCUGGCUUACAAAGGAGCACUGAAAAAUAUUCAGCUAUACAACAUCUUAAGCAAUGCCUUGAGAAAUAUGUAUUACUUUUAUCAUAACUCACCUCUAAAUAAGGAUGAUCUCAAAGCCACAUAUGAAGCCAUUAAGUUGCGACCAGCUAUUCCUUCUCGCAUUGGAGGCUCCCAGUGGCUUCCUCGUCUACAAACAGCUCUACAAAUUCUUCUUAAAGGUUAUCCUGCAAUUGUUCUACAUCUGACCAAGAUUGAAAGAGAUUCAAGAGCCUCAAACCAGCAGAAAGUCAAAGGCCUUUUACACCUCCUUCUGAGAAUGGAGAUAGUCAAGUUUUCUCACUUCUUGUUGGAUGUCAUCAAUGUCCUCAACAUUCUGUCACAUGUUACUUUGGAUCACAGCUCCUCCAUUGCAGACAUAUUUGCAACUGUGCAGUCAACACUGGAAACACUUCACAUGUAUCAAACAAGAGCUGGUCCAAAGGAACGCCUGAUUGAGACCAUUCAGCACUUUCAUGGUUACGAGCUUGUUGGAAAUGGAAAUAUUUCAGCAGUACGAGCCAAAGUAUUAAGUAAUUUGGUGAACAGGCUUCAUGAUUGUUUUUGCGAUGCAAGUCAAGAUGUUUUGAGAGCAACUACUAUUGGAAGUUUUAAGCUAUGGCCUAACCAAAUGAAACAAGAAUUUGGUGAAAAGGAAGUGUCUGUCUUGACUAAACAUUAUGAAGUCAUACUAGAAGCUGCUAGUGUGAAAGUAGGUGAAGUAGAAACUGAAUGGAGCAUGUUGAAAUUAGAACUCUAUAACAGAUUUCAGAACGUCCGGACCUUAACAUGGGAUUCAGUGAACUCAGUUUAUUCAAGGAAGUAUCCCAACAUCCUGACAUUGGUAGAUUUGAUCCUAACUCUGCCAGCAAGCUCAGCUGAAACAGAACGAGGCUUCAGUCAAAUGAAACUCACCAUGAUGCAUUUGCACUCUAAACUAAGGUCUGAAAUUGUGACGGAUCUUAUGAUAAUUCAGAUGAACUCUCCAGAUAUCAAAAAAUUUGACCCCCAGAAAGCUAUUAAUUUGUGGAAUUCUACUUGUAAGAGAAAUAGAAGACUUCAGGGAGAUGAUAUGAUGACAAAUGAAAGACCAGAUUACUGCUCUAAAUUUGAUUUACAGAGUCUCUCUGGAAGUGACUAGAUGAAAAUUGUUAGGUUUUAUUUUACAAAUUUCAUGUAACAUACAUGGACACUUUAACAGAACACCUACCUUGCAGGGUUAAUGAUUGUAAUAUUUAUAUUUUUUUCAUAGUGUAUUAUAAUGUUAAAAUAUGGCUUUUAUGUUCACUGCUGAGUCACCUGUAAGUGUUUACAUUUGCCCUUCUAUACCUAACUUCUAUAAAUCUGAAGACAAUGAACAAAAAUAAGAAUACAUUGUUACCUUGGUAACAUGUGGACAGAGGGAUGUCUCAACUUCAAUCUGAUUCUUGCAUUUAGCUGAGUCAUAAUACAUCAUAACACCUGGAGUUAACUGUCAUCUCACUAUCAGUCUUUAAUGGUUCAAGAAGCUUCACUGAUUUUGAAAACCUGGAUUUUCUUUUGAUAAAUGUGUGGAAAAUCAGUGCAUUAUUUCUGUCAAAUGACUGCUUGACCUCUGUAGCCUAUGAAUUUUGGGUCAUACCUUCCCUCCAUAUCUGUACAUGUUUCUGUUUUUUAUUGUCUUGUGGGUAAGGUUUAACAUGACUUUUCACAGAUUUUUGUCAGUCUUGUCUUUCAGAAGACUUUCCUACAGAGACAGAACAGAUCUAUAAAUCAGUCUUCCCAUAGCAAAUGCUCCUACAGCCAGGAUAUGACUAAUAUACUUCACAGUUUGAAUGACAUUUUUCCCUGUAAAAAUGUUUGUGAGGGUUGCAAUAAGAAUUCUGUAUCUUGAUUUUUAAUCCAGGAUCUAAGAAUGAGAAUUGUUUGGAGAAGUAUCUGAUUUCAUAAUUUCAUAAUUCUACAUGUUCUAAAUGCAACUUUACACUUGAUAAUUUCAAAUCAAGGUAAAGCAUACCAGCAGAACAUAUUUCUACAAUCAAUGAAAAAGCAAUGAUUUAUAUCAAAAGAUAGCUAAAGUGAAAUCACUGAUGACCCUGCUUAGUUCUUAUAACAGUGGUGAAGAUGAACUAGAAUUAAUUUGGGAGAAAUGAAUGUGAGGUCAUUCAUCUUUAAAUCAAUCCUUUUCCAUAUCAAGAUCAACUCUCUACUUUCAAUAUAAAAAAUGUCUAGUAAUUGCAGAAUAAAUACUCUUUACAUAGAUACACAUGUUCAUGGUCUUUUUUUGUGUGUCUUGCAUAUAUAUUCAUGCCACUUCUAGGUUUAAAUAGUGUGUCUGAAAGAGAGUAAGUUUUGAAUGCAUGUCUUAUUAAAGGAUGUUAGUCCACUCAAGUAGAGUUAAUCUGUAAGGGUCAGAAAAAGAGAUCCGUACUGUGCAUUAUGUGGUUGAUUAUAAAAGAUUCAUCAUUGAAAUAUCUUCACUUGUGAUUUCUCAGAUAACAAAAAUGUUUUAUACUUAACCUAAUAAGCAACAGGAUAUAUAUCAUACAGGAUACCUUAUUAGAUAUGUGGCAUUGCUAAUUCUAAGGAUUUUCUCUUAUGUCACAUAAUACUGGGGUUUUCCCCUCAAAGUUUCCAAAUGGGAAUAUUUUAACUAUGGUGAGGUUAGAAAAAGUUUGAAAAUGUGUCUCCAGAAUGUAUAACAGCAGAAGACAAAAACAAAAGUAAUGAAGAGAAGUAUAUUUAGAAUCUGUAACACUGAAGUAACUUCCAUGAUCCAAGGGGGCAGCAUCACAUUUUUAGUAUUAGGACUGAAGAUAAUGGAUACAUUGCCCUUGGAAAAAUACAAAGAAAAUCUUGAUAUCAUAACAAGUAGUUGGAAGGGGAUAUCAAGAAGCCAUCCAUGUCUAAAAGUGGGAUCAAAUUUAAAUUCAGAAAAUCUAUCCAAUGUUUGCCCCUCAUUAUUUUUUUAUAAGCUUUUAAAAUAAUCCACUGUAGAAUGUGUGCUUUGCUUUCUUUAGUGCUUUGGUGUCCUUCUGUUUAUAUGGCUUUUUAAUACUAUCUGAAAUAUUUUUGCUGCAAACAAAUUUUAUUUCCUAUCAUUCUUCCUCACUGCAGUUAUGGAGAGGGAGGUUUCCUUAUCCUCUUUGUAAUAUUUGGUUUUAACUGGAAAACUACUGCUAUGUUUUUUCAUAAUCUUCCUUUUGUAGAUGAAACUAGCAGAAUUCCGUCAGCCUUGCUCAGUCUGCUUUCUAAGCCUGUGAUGAUUCUUUCUGCUUUCUUCUGGGCACUCUUUAGUUUCUAUACAUCCUUCUAGAUCUGCAGAUUCCAAAACUGUAUGCCAGCAGAAGCCAUACAGCUGAAAAGAAUGCAAAGAUUAUUUCCAGGGUCUUCCCAUGUACUUUCUGGUGAUACUGUAAUCUACCAUAAUCCCUAGAGCCUUUCUACAGAGAUUUUACUUUGGCAGUAAGAUUUCCAUUGUGACAUUUAUGCGGUUCAUUAUUUCAGCCCAAUGUGGCACUUGGCAUUCAUUCUUAUUGGAUAGUGUGCUUUUUAUCCUAGACUAUAUCUCCAAUUUGUAAAGUUCACUUUGAAUUCUAAUCCUGUUCUCUAAUGUGCUUGAAGUUUUCUUUCCUGACUGGUUUUAUCUGCAAUGUAAUGUGUAUUGAUUUGUGCAGUCUGUUUCUUCAAAGUACUUUGUUCUGUUUCCAGUGAAAUUUAUUUACUCACCUUUACUAUCUCACCAUUUUUUCAACAUCUUUUUGAAUUCUGAUUCUUUUUCCA